Molecule: messenger RNA, 417 nt
Organism: Trametes versicolor FP-101664 SS1
Lineage: Eukaryota; Fungi; Basidiomycota; Agaricomycetes; Polyporales; Polyporaceae
Product: NDUFA12-domain-containing protein
Exons: 5
Coding region: 1-417 (138 amino acids)
Biological process (GO): response to oxidative stress; mitochondrial respiratory chain complex I assembly
Cellular component (GO): membrane
Source: RefSeq, a predicted model, not a curated record
AUGGUCUCUCUCGCGCGGACUAUCCGCAGUAUCCGCCGUGUAGGCAUCAAGGAGUGGUGGCACCAGAUGCAGUACAUCGGCGACGCCAAGUCGGGGCGCCUCGUAGGCACGGACCAGUUCGGUAACCGCUACUUUGAGAACUUGAACCCGGAGGAGGAGAUCCCUGGGCGGCACCGCUGGGUGGACUUCGCUCAGCAUGAUUACAAUGCAACCCAAGUCCCUCCUGAGUGGCACUCGUGGAUCAGCCACAUUCGCAAGGACCCCCCUACGGAGGAUCGCGUCGUGCAGAACCUCUCCCCUCCGUGGAAGACGCCUUGGAACGAGAACCUCACCGGUACCCGCGGAGCCUUCAGAACGUACAACACCACGAAGCCCAAGUACGAGGCGUGGCAACCCAAGACGGCUGCUCGGGCGUGA